AUGGCCCCCACAGCCCGUCACAGGCUUCCGAUUGAGCUCAUAGAGUCAGUUAUCGAAGCCGUCGACUCUCAUGAGGAUCUUCUCUCAUUCGCGCUUACCUGCUCAUAUCUCUACAAUCACAUUCAACAAAGUGGCUACCUGCAGUACCGCGAACUCAUCGUGUCCGCGGGCCAUAUUCACUUGUGGAAUCACCUUAUCGAGAAUCCCGCUCAUGCCGCCCAAGUCCGUGUCUUGACGAUCUAUGAUAUCUGGUACCAAGGACAUAUCCACCGCACCUCCUUCCGUGUACCCUCGGACGUCAGCAGGAACACAGCCUCUGAGUGGCUUGAUGCUCGGGAACGGCUCGUAGCCUGCCUUCCUCUCUUUACCGGUCUGGGAGCCAUCACUAUAUUUUCUCGUAAGGGAGCGUACCCUGCCGAGGAUGAUCUACAAGCUACGCUGUGCCGUCAGUGGAAUAGCUCUAUUCGGUCUCUGACGGUGAGAGUGAUGGAUCAAUUCCCGCUCGAUAUGGACAGCCUCAUUUGGUACAUACGCGACCUACGAGAGCUUGACUUGUCAUUACCUUCGACUCUCGGUGCGAACAUCACGUUGGGGACAGAGGUUUGGCCCAGGUUCUGCGCCAUGCUUGCUCUGAACCCUCGUCUGGAGGUUCUUCGAAUUCCCCCAUUCCGAGGCGACGCACCACCUCGCACGCCCUUGCCUCACUUACCCCAUCUGCGCACCCUGCACAUCGCAGAGCAAGACGCAUCUACCGCCAUACAACUCGCCUUCUACGCUGCAGCGCAUCCCUUGAUCACCGAGUUCUCGUGGGACACUACGUUAGACGUGGCCAUUACGAACGCACCAAAUCUUCCUCGUCUUGAGCGGCUGAUCGAUACAAGUCCGGCGUUCGUCAAUGCUAUGCUCUCCGGGAGAACAUCUGCGAGUGUGCGCCUUACGAAGCUCGGUCGCUUCGAGCUGACAGCGGACACGCUUCCCGUAUUGCGCGCCGUGAGCGCUUCGUCCCUUCGCGCGCUCACUCUGUCCAGCGUUGAUUCGCACAGAACCCUCGCCGCAUUAGCCACCAUGUUCCCCGAUAUCAAAGAGCUCCAUAUGCCCAUGAGACUGGACAACGAUAACGGCUGGAUCUCUAGGAUCAUGAGAUCGCCGGGGAUAACGCUCGAGGAAGCUUUACGCCUCUUCCCGAGGCUGUGCAUCGUCUCAGGCGUCAUGCACGUCUUACCACAGUCGGCCGCGAGAGUCAAGGCCCGGGGUGCUUAUCCAUGUCUACGUCGCGUCAAUGGGACACGUGUUGACGAGCUUUAG
Molecule: messenger RNA, 1305 nt
Organism: Peniophora sp. CBMAI 1063
Lineage: Eukaryota; Fungi; Basidiomycota; Agaricomycetes; Russulales; Peniophoraceae
Source: the annotation of a GenBank genome assembly